ACUAGUCAACCAGACAGAACCUUUAACAGCCCAUUUGGCGAGCAAGCAAUUUGUUCUCUAAAAUCCAGAGGAAGAGGGAGAGAGGAAUUAGAAUCUGGAAAAUGGCAGCAAUCACGACUGCCUUGAUAGCAGUGGCAGGAAUCAUUCUUGGAUGGAUAGCAAUAGAGAUCGCCUGCAAACCUUGUCUUGAAAAAGGCCGUGAAGCCAUCGAUCGAUCUCUUAAUCCCGAUUACGAUCCCGACGACGAUGUCGUUUCCUCCAACAUUCACGCGCCUCUCAAUCCAAAUUCCGAUGGUCAAUCUCCUGCUUCUUCGACUCCAAUCAAGAUCGUGUGAUCGCCACCGCAAAAGGAUAUAACUGUUUCGGUGUUUGCUUGGUUGGUAUUCAACUAAAAUUUUGUUUCUGUUGUUUUUUCCUUUCUAAAAAACAAUAAAAAAAUGUGAGUGAAGAUUAUAAUUUUCUUGUAAUCGAGACUGGUUAUGGUUUUCCUAGCCUUCUUUGUUUAAAUUUAUUGAAUUUGGACUGCAAAA
Messenger RNA from Jatropha curcas, 530 nucleotides. RefSeq names its product outer envelope membrane protein 7. NCBI's taxonomy places the organism in Eukaryota, Viridiplantae, Streptophyta, Magnoliopsida, Malpighiales, Euphorbiaceae. The record is from RefSeq and is a predicted model, not a curated record.